AUGUACGACAUGAUAUUGCAGCAAAAGAAAGUGUUGGAAGACAAAAUAAAUGAUGUUGUCAAGAAAUAUCCUGAGAAUCAGUUGGUCAAAGAAUGGAAAAACAAAUUAAAUGAUUUGUUUAGUGAAGUUUCCGCAUCAGAGGAACCAGAACAAUCUCAAUGGUGGUAUGAUUACGAGGCUGAAACUGAACGUACGCUAAUUCUAGCUACAACUCACAAACAGUUUGACAACUCCCCGAUAGAAAAAUGUAGUAUUCAAAUGUCACAGGAAUAUGCAGACUUCGCGAAUAGAUCUGGAAGAAAAUCUUUUAAGAAUAAACCACCAUCUAAAACGGAAAUGCCAAUUCCUUUUUCUGUAGUACCAUUCAACAAUGAUGAACAUUGUGUUAGUAGAAGAGGGUACAGGCCUCACAUGAAAUCCGAAUAUCUGAAAUCUCCUUACAUUAUACGGCCUGUUGAUAUCAUCAAAGGAGUUCCAAGGCAGGAAAAACGUGUAGCAGAAUGCAUAUUCUCACUCCAAGGAGAGCCAAAUGAUAUAGUUUUCCACACUUUGGAUGGGUUUUCUGCUCAGAGGUUUCACAUGGAAUGUUUUUUUCCAACAUGUGAACGAUUUGGCCAUGUCAUUGAUUGUUGGAGUCAAGUGUUGAAUCUUGAUGAAAGUAAACGUGCACCUGAAUCGCCUCUCAGAGUUUAUUGCAAGACAGAUGUGACAAAAGAGUACAUAGUUGAUUACUUAAAAUCUCAGAAUCAUCCAAAAGCUGAGAUGUUUUCACAUGUGAUGCCACAUAGACUGGAAAUGCCUUGGAGAACAAUAAACAACAACAUUGAUUGUGGUGUGUUUACGAUGCGUCACAUGGAAACAUAUAUGGGUGGAAGUAUGAAUGAGUUUAAAGUUGGGUUCAAGAACGAGUCUUCUGCACAAGAUGAUCAACUUGUUAAACUGAGGACAAAGUAUUUAUACAAAAUCAUCACUCAUGAAUAUAAUGUGCAAAAGGAUUAUGUGCUGCAAAAGGUUGAUGAAUUCCACAAGAUUCCUUCAAGACAACGUUCUCAAUUGUUGGCCAUUGCAAAGGAAGAAAUUUACAGGAGAUUGGAUGAUUUAAGUGAAUUAUGUUAA
Messenger RNA from Lactuca saligna, 1116 nucleotides. The record is from the annotation of a GenBank genome assembly. NCBI's taxonomy places the organism in Eukaryota, Viridiplantae, Streptophyta, Magnoliopsida, Asterales, Asteraceae.